This is a messenger RNA of Vigna radiata var. radiata (mung bean), 1724 nucleotides long. RefSeq names its product hydroquinone glucosyltransferase-like. The transcript has a single exon. Lineage: Eukaryota; Viridiplantae; Streptophyta; Magnoliopsida; Fabales; Fabaceae. Gene Ontology annotation, molecular function: UDP-glycosyltransferase activity. The record is from RefSeq and is a predicted model, not a curated record. The coding region runs from base 125 to 1570 and encodes 481 amino acids.
AUAAAAGCAACCAACCACCCAUCAUGAAAUCAAACAAACCAUCUAAAAGUCAUACGUUAAUUUCUCUUGUUGUCUCCAUUGUCAUCUUCUUCUUUUCUGUCUCUGGUUUUUCCAAGCUCUUCCCAUGGAGUCAUCACCAAUAACAACAACCCACAUAGCCCUUGUCUCGGUCCCUGCUUUCAGCCACCAAGUCUCGAUCCUCGAGUUCGCAAAACGACUCCUCCAUCUCCACGCUGACACCUUCCACGUUACAUGCAUCAUUCCCACACUCUCUUCUUCACCUUCAAAGCACUCCUUCUUCUUCGAUUCCCUCCCUCACAACAUUCACUGCAUCUUCCUCCCCUCGGUCAACUUCCAUGACCUAAACAACAAUGGCGUCUCCGUCGAAAUCCAGACUCAGCUCUCGGCCUCUCGAGCCAUGUCCUCCGUCAGAGAAACCCUAGUUUCACUCUCCAAAACCACUGAUAUCUCUGCUCUCGUUGCCGAUGCCAUGGCCCCGGAGGCUCUGGAGUUUGGUAAGGAACUCAACAUCUUGUCCUACAUAUACUUCCCUUGCUCCACCAUGGUGCUGUCCGUUUGCUUUCAUUCUCAAAACCUCGACGAAGAGGUUUCGUGUGAAUACAAGGAUCACCCUGGUUUGAUACACCUUCCUGGUUGUAUCCCUAUCUCUGGCAGAGAUCUUCCUGACAGCAUGCAAGAUAGAGGAAGUUUGGCAUACAAGCUUUUCCUUCAACGAUGCCAAAGAUACCUUAAUGGUCAUGAUGGUAUAUUGGUGAACAGCUUCAUGGAAUUGGAAGAAGAAGCAACAAAAGCAAUAUCCCAACAUGGUAAUGGUGGUGAUUACCCUCAUGUGUAUUCAGUUGGCCCCAUCACACAAAGUGGUCCUAGUGGUUCAAAAAGUAGGUGUGAGUGUUUAUUGUGGUUGGAUAAACAAGAACCUAAUUCAGUUCUUUACGUGUCUUUUGGGAGUGGUGGCACACUUUCCCAAGAUCAGAUCGAUGAACUUGCAUUAGGGUUGGAGCUGAGUAAGCAGAAGUUUCUGUGGGUGAAUCUGAGAGCACCAAAUGAUAGAGCAAGUGCUACUUAUUUCAGUGAGGGGGGUUUGGUGGAUGAUGAUGAUCCUUUGCAUUUUUUGCCAAAGGGGUUCCUAGAGAGAACGAAGGAGCAGGGUUUGGUGAUGUGUGGGUGGGCCCCACAAGUGGAAGUGCUUGGACACAGGUCGAUUGGUGCAUUUUUGAGUCAUUGUGGUUGGAACUCAGUUUUGGAGAGUGUUGUGCAUGGAGUGCCAAUGAUAGCAUGGCCUUUGUUUGCUGAACAGAGAAGCAAUGCAGCUUUGGUGAGUGAUGGAUUGAAAGUUGCUUUGAGGGCAAAGAUGAAGAAGCCUAGUGUGGUGGUGAAGGAGGACAUUGUUAAGCUCAUAAAAGGUUUGAUGGAGGGUUUGGAGGGUCAAGAAAUCCGUAGGAAAGUCAAGGAACUCAAGAAGCUUGCUAACUCUGCAAUCAUGGAAGAUGGCUCCUCCACAAGGACUAUAGCAAAUUUGGCAAACAAGUGGAAGAAUAAACACACCUGAGAAACUUCUACUUGCUUCUUUGUUUUAUUAUUAUUCCAUGUUAAUCAUUCAGGUUUGUUUCAUUCGGUUCAGUUUAUGCAUUAUUUGAGUUCUACUUUUGGAUAAAUUAGAUCAAAUCAAAUAAAACACGAUACUAUCUAUAUAAAGUUCUAUU